This is a messenger RNA of Prorocentrum cordatum, 423 nucleotides long. Lineage: Eukaryota; Dinophyceae; Prorocentrales; Prorocentraceae. The record is from the annotation of a GenBank genome assembly.
AUGCACUGGCGGUCGCCCCAGCGGAGCACGCACGACUCCCGCGUUCGUUUGUUCUGCCCCCCCCCCCUCCGGCGCGAGUCGUUCUGGCCCAAGCCACCUCCUGGCACUCAAGCCGCCAUCCUGCGCCCAGCGCCGCUGACAGCCCGUAAAACCGCCGAAGCAAUGGCUCCCAGGCGCUCCGCCCCGCUGACCCUGGUGGCCCUCGGCCUGCUGGCCGCCGCGCCGCUGCCCCGCCUGGGCUUCCUGGGCGGCACGGCGGCUGGCCGCCGCCGCGGCGCCGUGGCCCGCGGCGCGUUCGACUCGGGGAAGGUGAACGUCGGGGUGGAGCUGGACACCGACGUCCCGCCGCCGCCGCAGCCGGCGCGCCCCAUGCGACGAGGGGUGCAUCGUCGCCAUCAACGACUGCCUCGAGGACGGCUGUAG